This is a messenger RNA of Lodderomyces orthopsilosis Co 90-125, 2817 nucleotides long. RefSeq names its product coatomer subunit gamma (gene SEC21). The transcript has a single exon. Gene Ontology annotation, biological process: intra-Golgi vesicle-mediated transport; protein secretion; intracellular protein transport. Gene Ontology annotation, molecular function: structural molecule activity. Lineage: Eukaryota; Fungi; Ascomycota; Pichiomycetes; Serinales; Debaryomycetaceae. Gene Ontology annotation, cellular component: Golgi membrane; COPI vesicle coat; endoplasmic reticulum-Golgi intermediate compartment. The record is from RefSeq and is a predicted model, not a curated record. The coding region runs from base 1 to 2817 and encodes 938 amino acids.
AUGUCUACACUGUCAUACAAAAAGCAAGAUGCUUAUGCCACGACAUCCAAUGUCCCAGAUAAGAUGGCGGUGUUUCAAGAAUGUCUUCAACAGUUUAAUGCUACUCCGGUCAAUGCAAAGAAGUGUAGACAAUUGUUGGCAAGAUUACUUAGAUUGAUCUACAAUGGGGAGGAAUUACCUGCUCAAGAAUCAACUACUUUGUUUUUCUCCAUUUCCAAGUUGUUUCAACACAAGGAUCAAUCGUUGAGACAAUUGGUUUACUUGACUAUAAAGGAAUUGUCGUCUACAUCAGAUGAUAUCUUGAUGGUCACUUCUUCAAUUAUGAAGGAUAUUCAAGGUGGUGAUGCGAUUUAUAAACCGAAUGCAAUUCGUACCUUAUCUAAGGUGUUGGAUCCAACUACAGUUACUGCGGCAGAAAGAUUGUACAAAAAUGCCAUUGUUGACAAGAACCCGAUUAUUUCUUCAGCUGCAUUAAUUUCAUCGUACAAUUUGUUACCUCAUGCAAAAGAGGUGGUUAAAAGAUUUGGAAAUGAGGCGAUGGAAACGAUCCAAUCGUAUAAAUCAUUCCCUCCUAAUCAAUUUCAAUUACACGAAUACUAUGGAAAUGCUACUUCCAACUUACCAUCAACUUCUUUCAUGUACCAAUAUCAUGCCUUGGGAUUAAUGUAUCAAUUGAGAAACCACGACAAAAUAGCAUUAAUGAAGUUGGUUACGACUUUGUCUGAAGGAUCUUCAUUGAAAAAUUCAUUAUCUGUAAUUCAGUUAAUCAGAUACAUUAACAAGAUUCUAGAUGAUGAUGAGGCAUUGUUCCCUCAAUUGUACCCCGUUUUGGCUGGCUUCUUGAAACACAAGUCCGAUAUGGUGGAGUUAGAAGCUAGUAAAGCUUUGAUAAAUUUGCAGCACUUGUUGAAAGAUGACCAAUAUAUGCAGAUUGUUACCACCUUACAGAAAUUGUUGGGUGUUCCAAGGACGGCGACCAGAUUCGCUGCAAUCAGAUUGAUCAACAAGAUUUCAAUCAAGCAUCCGGAAAAGGUAUUGGUUAUCAACUUGGAAUUAGAGAGUUUGAUUAAUGACGCAAAUAGAUCUGUGUCUACUUUGGCAAUUACAACAUUGUUGAAAACAAUGGGUGCUGGUACAACUGAAAGUUCAACUGGAGGAGAAAGUGUCGAUAGAUUGAUAACUAAGAUGACAUCGCUUAUGGAUGAAAUUACAGAGGAUUUCAAGAUUGUUAUAAUUGAAGCUAUUGAAAACUUGGCAUUGAAAUUUCCAUCAAAACAUAAAAAGUUGGUUUCAUUUUUGACUGAUUUGUUGAGGGAUGAUGGAUCACUUGAGUUGAAGACCGCUAUUGUAGAUGCCUUGUUUGACUUGAUCAAGUUUUUACCUAAUGAAGGUGCCAAGCAAUUAAUCUUGAUGAACUUGUGUGAGUUUAUUGAAGAUUGUGAAUUUACUGAAUUGUCGGUUCGUAUCUUGCACUUGUUAGGUGAUGAAGGUCCAUCUACUUCAAAUCCUUCGUAUUACAUUAGACACAUUUACAACCGAUUGGUGCUUGAGAACUCCAUAAUCAGAGCCUCGGCAGUUAUAGCAUUAGCCAAAUUUGCAGCAGUUUGUGGUGGUGACGUAUCUAAAAACAUUGUCAUUUUGUUAACCAGAUGUUUAAAUGAUGUCGAUGAUGAGGUUAGAGAUAGAGCUGCAAUUUCAUUAAACUUUAUCAAUCACAAGAAAAAGAAUUUAAUUAUUAGUGAUUCAAGAUAUGACUUGUCAGCUUUGGAACACAAACUUGUCAAUUAUUUGAGUGACAAGGAGAAUUUCAAUGAAAAGUUUGAUAUAUCCGAGGUACCAUUUAUCACUGCCGAAGAAUUGAAAUCGAUUGAGUACAAUAGAAAAUUAAACAAGUUGGAGCGUUCUUCUGAUGAUAGUACUGAAGCCAAUGAAGGUACCAAGAAGAAAGACAAGUCAGAAGAGAGGUCCGAUAAUAACGCUAAUGACCUUUUGAAACAACAAGAAUAUGCACAAGACCUUUCAGCUAUUUCUGGAUUCGAACUGUAUGGUAAAUUAUCAAAAUCAUCAUUAACACCAUUGUAUCUUACUGAUAAAGAAAAUGAAAUUGUUGUCAGUGUUGUUAAGCAUUUAUUUGUUGAGUCUCAGAAGUUAGUUUUACAAUACAACAUUAACAAUACCUUACCACAUACUGUAUUACAAGACAUUUCCGUUAUUGCUCAACCAGACAAUGAACUUUAUCAAGAAGAAUUGAUUGUUACAUUACCCGAAUUGAAGCCAAAUGAAACUGGUGUUGUGUACGUUUCCUUUAGUACACCUUCAGUGGAUGACGAAGAGCUUUUGUCAGCAUUUGGAAACACAGUGGCAUACACAAACCGAGAUGUGGACGAAGAUGGUCAAAUAGAUCCAACAGACGAUGGUUGGUCUGAUGAGUACCAGAUUGAUGAUUUAGUUUUAUUUGCUGGUGAUUUCAUAAACCCACUUUACAAUUCAAACUUUUCCGCUGUGUUUGAUCAAUUACCAGCAUCUGAAGAGGGAAACUCCACUGGUUAUAUUGUCAAUGUUGACAGUUUGGAGAAUGCUGUGAAUAAAUUGAGAUCUAGUUUGAAUAUGACACCAUUGGAUGGUUCUGAUUACGUCCCAAGUGAUUCUAACUCGCAUACUUUGAAAUUAUUGGGUAAAGAUGUUUGGGGUGGAAAAGUUGGUGUUUCAAUCAGAUUGGCAAAGACUGGUGGUAAGAUUGUUGGCCGUAGUGAAGUGAGAACUGAAACUGACAAUUUUGCAAAUGUCGUAACCAGUAGUAUAUACGACUCUUUGUAA